Messenger RNA from Seminavis robusta, 858 nucleotides. Lineage: Eukaryota; Bacillariophyta; Bacillariophyceae; Naviculales; Naviculaceae. The record is from the annotation of a GenBank genome assembly.
AUGGCGAGUGUUAGUUGUGGAGAUGAUGCAAAGCCAAUAAGAUCAACAGCGACAGCAAGUGGAAAGCCGAGAAGAGAGGCAAGAUCCAGCCCCACUGCUGAAAAUAUUCCGGCAGCAAAGAAAACAAAGGUAGCAAACCGUUUGGAACCUUCUCGCUCCAUUUCUACUCAAACACUGUUCCGUGACUUGGCUGCUGGAUGGAUUGAGAAGGAGAUGGUUUGGUACUCUAAAGCCGACUACAAACCCAUUGACAACAAAGGAAAAGAAAAGGUGGCUGACGACCAUUUGAAGGGAGUAUACAUGUCAGCUCUUUUCAUCACCCUGAUGCCUGGACCUAUUCACGGGUCAGUUGAUGGUGCAUUUUCUGACGUGAUUGGUGAAUACGUGAGGCAAAACAAUUUGGCUACAUUCGUUAACAAGUGCCACAGUGGAGGUGGCACCUACCAACCAGACAUUUCGAUUGCACCAGUGUAUCCAGACCCAAAUCCACCAACUGGAAUUGCUGAUGUGGACAUGGAUAGAGACGCUCCACAAUACCGGGUUGUUGUGGAGUUUGAGUUUGGCAAUCAGAAUGCUGAUGCCCUUCAGGAAGUUGGGCACGUUGUUCUCAGUCAUCACUAUGGAAGCUUGUUCAUCGGGAUACAAGUCUGGAAGAAGGAGGGCAUUGGAGCUCGAAAUGCAGGCUGUUUUGGAGCUGCCUUGGUUGUCUGGGAGAAGAACCAUACUACUGGAGAUAUGACCGUUCGCCAUGCAUUUGAUUUUGGAACAAAGUCACUUUCAACUCAAACAAAGAAUGCUUGGAACAAGGCGGCAACACCGCUUAUAAAUAUGCUUCCACAGGUUCCAGUAGACAGAUAG